GGAGUUAUCCUACCUGGCUGGAUUUCUGAAAGUUCAUGAAAGUUGUACCAGAGCGGAAUAGAACUAUUUAAUUUGGAACUGACGGCCAUUCUGACAUGCAUGAUUCAGACAUGACAUGCAUGAAGUGAUGCUUCAUGUCACACGCAGGCAUUUCACGCGUGUUUUGGUGGACCUCCCCCACACUGUCGCCUUUCAAAACCUUAGCAUGCUGCUGUUGACACUCAUGGCUUUGUGCCUUGACCUUGUGCCCGCUCAAACACCCACCUGGGAUGUUGAUGGGCAGAACAAGGCCUGCCGUCACACUAAAACCUGGGUCGUCUAUGAGGGCUACUUCGGGAAGCAUUACUGCACCGAAACUCUGGAAGACUGUAAGGCACACUGUGAGAACACUGCAGGGUGCAAGGGUGUGGAAUUCUCAGCCGAAUGGUCUUGGGCGGGCUUGGGCACUGGCGGCCGGUGUGAAGUAUGGUUUGUUGACAUCAACGUCACCUGGCCUGACUACACGAAACACCAGGUGACUUGCCUUCGCUACCACAACAACCCUUUGCAAGUGAAGAAGUUGAGCUUCAGUGAGGGCCUAACAGGUGCCUGUCGUGGUGCCUCGAGUACCGACACCUCCGUUUGCUACUACUCCGUGCACAGCACUCAACCUUGGCAAACAGCAUGGUACUCUCGGCCAAAGCUCACCCUGGAAGACUGCAAGAAGCGUUGCAGCUCCCAGGCAAACUGCACGGGCAUCGAGUUCGAGGAGGAGACGGGCUACUGCGAGGCAUGGAAGGUCCCCAUCACGGCCACCUCUGACGUCCCAGGCUACCGGUGCUACCGGGUGGAGGGGACCGGAACUGAGGCCACCGAGCCCGCGGUGGUGUAUCCAUAAAGGGUCCGCGCCUGCCCGCGGUGGCUCGCCUCGCCUCCGAAGCAAGAAAUGCUUGAAAGUGGGCAGAGACCCGCUCAUGAGCUGCAAGAUGCAGCUGAUGGGUUAGUUUGUACACGCCUGAAAGGCAAGCACAAGCCAGACCUCAUGAGACAGAUUAAAAGGCCAGGGCUCUAGAGCUGAAAGCAACUGAAUUCCCAUUGUGUGAGAGGCCGCUACUUCUGUCAUGUUGGGUCUCUUGCCUUUCUGGCGCCAAUUCACCACUGGUGCUGACCACCAGUGUGCUGUGAUGCUGCUGCUAUAGACACGUUUCAUCAGCUUUUGCGGCCGAACACAGCUAGCGAUUCCAACAAGAUGUGUCCAGAUGGCGCCAAAAA
Messenger RNA from Durusdinium trenchii, 1251 nucleotides. NCBI's taxonomy places the organism in Eukaryota, Dinophyceae, Suessiales, Symbiodiniaceae. The record is from the annotation of a GenBank genome assembly.